AUGCUGCACGAGCUCCUUCUUGCCCUCUCUGGCCACCCCUCGCCACUGUUCGCCACAUCCGCUCAAGACAGUUCGAGCCCACGUGCAGCUGAAGACUUUCCGCUCCUCUCUCCCUCCGAGGCCGCUCUGCUCCGGUCCAUAGCAUCGCUCUCAGAAGUCCAUCGCAAGCUCAAACGACACCUCCAGAGUAUAGCAUCCACCCACGACUCCAUCAUCUGUCGCGCUGCUGCUGCUUCCAUACUGCACCUCCAUCUCGCCAGGUUCCAACAGCAUAUCUUGCAGGUCGAGAAGAAAAUUCUCACCAAAGAUGCUAGCAUCGUCGGCGCCUACGAGAUUGUGCCUCUGGCCGCCGUUGUGGGUGAAUUCGACGACUGGCACAGACUCAUGAAAUGGUACUGGAACCUCUCGGAAUUCAUGCUUGGCACGCCUGGCAGCGGGCAUGGCAGAUGUACUUCUGCGCAGUUGAUCGACAAACUACGAGUCGAGUCCCAGACUGGCUAUCCAGAAAUCGAAAAUGCUGCCACUGAGCUCGCGCGAGUCGCUGAAAUGGCAUGGCUGAGGCAAUUGACGUCUUGGGUCGUAAACGGCAAGCUGCCCCCAUACGGUGGAAACGAUUUCUUCAUCCAACGUGCCGCUGCCGAGGAGCCCAAGUUCACAAAAGAUAGGAAUUUGUUGCCUGGCUUUGUAACUGCAAACACUGCUGCCUCUAUACUGUUCGUCGGAAAGUCACUGCAUCAAGUAUCCCAUCAUCAACGGCUAAGUCAAACCACCCCCGCUCUGUCCACGCCGUCUGUCAGUGAUGGCGAGUUAGCAUCCUCUCAUCUGCAGCACCUCGCCUCUCUCACGCUGCCCAUCGCAUCUUCACAGUUCUCUAGGUCCAUUGCGGAUAUUCGACUAUCACUCUCGCAAAAUGUCCUGCAACAUCUACUCCCUCUGAGGGAUACUGUCAGAUUGUUGAAGUGCCUACGACAAUUCUUCCUGUUAGAUCGAGGCGACUUUGCCAUGGCCCUCAUUUCACACGCCGAAGAGCGCGUGCAGGCACGCCAGCAGAGUAUGAGUAAAUUGCUGGCCAGAGAUGCGGUCAAAGCGUUGCAGGGCUUGUCCAUCAAAGACGCGGAGCUUAGUCAGACGCUUCGGCAAGUCUGGAGGUCACUGAUGGCAAAGGACGACGACGGCGAAGAUGAGGUACUGGAGUACGCACAGAGCCAUGUCUCACUCAUCAAUCCGAGGGCCAAUACGUCCCGCCCAUCGACCGCUGACAGUGCGACUGAGGACGCGCCGGAAGUCUCCCCCAUCUCAUUCAACAACCUUUUGUUCCCGAACCCCACGGAACUGAACUUGAGGAUUUUACCACCAAUGGACCUCUUUCUCUCCACUCGCGAUACAGCCACGUACUCCUCGAUCAGUUCGUAUCUGCUUGCGAUCCGCAGAGCGCAUCAGCGAUUGAACGAAUUGUGGAAACAGACUGCGGCGCGACGAGAUCUGCAAGCGUCUCGCACUCAGCACGCUGUCUAUCGGUCGAGGAACACUCUCCGAGCCACUGCAGUGAGAAAAGUGUGGGCGACAUGCAGUGCGGCCAUCUUCCUGCUUUCCGAAACUGCUGCCUUUUUUGAGGGUGAGAUCGUGCGUGGCUCAUGCGAUCACUUCCAAGAAUGGGUCCAACAGUCGGCGCCAGAUCUCGAUGACUCGACGACCAGCAACACGUCCUCACAGUCUACCAGACAUACCCAGCGUGAUCCAGAAACGUUGGCAGCAGGUCAUCGAGCUUUUCUUUCAUCACUGAUCUAUGCUCUGCUACUUACUGAUCUGCCGUAUACCAGUCAGCUACGCUCUCUGUUGGGUAAUGUCGACAAUUUGGUAGCAUACUUUGUCCGCCUUCUGGGAAUACAGCAAAAGAUGGAUGGCGAAGAAGAGGCCACUGGUGAGGCUUCUGCUCACCUCAUUCAAGAAGAGGCGAGGAUUAGCUCAGAGCUUGAACGGGCGAGAAAGAAGGUGGACAGCGACCUGAAGUCUGUUGUCAGCAGAUUACGACAACUUGAUCAAGAGCGAGUAGGGUCGACGAGAUAUCUCGACCUCAGGACAAUCGAAAGAGGGGACUUUGAGGUCUGGAAGGGAGGUGGGGUGGACCGGCUCCUGAUGAAGCUCGAGUUCGGGCGCAUGCUGGCCGACGACUAUGCAAUCAUAAGAGGCAGCAUCGAAUGA
Molecule: messenger RNA, 2202 nt
Organism: Sphaerulina musiva SO2202
Lineage: Eukaryota; Fungi; Ascomycota; Dothideomycetes; Mycosphaerellales; Mycosphaerellaceae
Exons: 1
Coding region: 1-2202 (733 amino acids)
Biological process (GO): cytoplasmic microtubule organization; microtubule nucleation; spindle assembly
Cellular component (GO): spindle pole; gamma-tubulin complex; equatorial microtubule organizing center
Molecular function (GO): microtubule minus-end binding; gamma-tubulin binding
Source: RefSeq, a predicted model, not a curated record